UAUGAGAAUUUGAGCCAGCAAGAAAAAAAUAUACUUAACUAAAGAUGAAGGGAAGUUUUGUUGCCUCUUGUUGAAAGUUAUAUUAUUAGGGUUUUUUUUUUUUUUUUCUGUUUUAAAUCUCGAUGACUGCUAGUUUUGUUUAAAGUAUUUGUUCUGGAAAUAGUGAAGUUGGAGUCUACCAGACUGAGGAUAGCAACAUUUUCUUUGGCAGCAGGAAGAUACUUUUAUAGAAGCCAUGCCUGUACUUGGGGUUGCCUCAAAACGGAGGCAGCCAGCUGUUGGGUCAAAGCCUGUUCACACUGCUCUUCCGAUACCAAGUCUUGGCACUCCUGGGUCACAGCACUGUUCUUUGAGACCUUUGGAACUCACUGAAACAGAGAGCUCAAUGCUUUCUUGUCAGCUCCCGUUAAAAUCAACCUGUGAAUUUGGAGAGAAGAACCCCCUCCAGGGGAAAGCUAAGGACACAGAAGACAGCAAGAUUUACACUGACUGGGCCAACCACUACCUGGCAAAAUCCGGCCACAAGCGGCUGAUCAAGGAUUUACAACAAGACAUUGCAGACGGAGUGCUGCUAGCCGAGAUCAUCCAGAUCAUUGCAAAUGAAAAAGUUGAAGAUAUCAAUGGAUGUCCUAGGAGUCAAUCUCAGAUGAUUGAAAAUGUUGAUGUCUGCCUUAGUUUUCUAGCAGCCAGAGGAGUAAAUGUCCAAGGUCUAUCUGCUGAAGAAAUAAGAAAUGGAAACUUAAAAGCCAUUCUAGGGCUGUUUUUCAGUUUGUCGCGCUACAAGCAGCAGCAGCACCACCAGCAGCAGUAUUACCAGUCCUUGGUGGAGCUCCAGCAGCGGGUCACUCACGCCUCUCCUCAGGCAGAAGCCGGUCCGGCCAAAGCCCAGCAAGAUAUGCAGUCCAGUCUGGCAGCCAGAUAUGCAACUCAGUCUAAUCACAGUGGAAUUGCAACCAGUCAAAAAAAGCCUACUAGGCUUCCAGGUCCCUCUAGGGUGCCCGCUGCAGGCAGCAGCAGCAGCAAGGCCCAGGGAGCCUCUAAUUUAAAUAGGAGAAGUCAGAGCUUUAACAGCAUUGACAAAAACAAGCCUCCAACUUAUGCAAAUGGCAAUGAAAAAGAUUCCUCCAAAGGGCCUCAGCCUUCUUCAGGUGUAAACGGGAACGUGCAGCCCCCCAGCUCUGCGGGGCAGCCCCCUGCCUCCGCCAUCCCCUCUCCGAGUGCCAAGCCCUGGCGCAGCAAGUCCAUGAAUGUCAAGCACAGCGCCACCUCCACCAUGCUGACUGUGAAGCAGUCCAGCCCGGCCACCUCUCCCCCGCCACCUGCAGACCGGCUGAAGCCCCCCGCCUCCGAGGGGGUCAAAACAGCUCCCUCGGGACAGAAAUCCAUGCUUGAAAAAUUCAAGCUGGUCAAUGCCCGGACUGCUUUACGCCCCCCGCAGCCUCCCAGUUCAGGACCCAGUGAUGGUGGGAAGGACGAGGACGCCUUUUCUGAACCCGGCGACAUGGAAGGUUUGAACAGUGGCCUGAAUAGCGGUGGCUCAACCAACAGCAGCCCCAAAGCCUCACCUAAGUUAGCCCCCCCGAAAGCUGGAAGCAAAAAUCUCAGCAAUAAAAAGUCUUUGCUACAGCCAAAGGAAAAAGAGGAGAAGAACAGAGACAAAAAUAAAGUUUGCACUGAAAAACCGGUCAAGGAUGAGAAGGACCAGGUGACCGAGGCGGCUCCCAAAAAGACUUCUAAAAUCGCAAGCCUGAUCCCAAAGGGUAGCAAGACCACCGCCGCCAAGAAGGAAAGCCUGAUCCCGUCCUCCAGCGGGAUCCCCAAGCCGGGCUCCAAGGUGCCAACUGCAAAACAAACCGUCUCGCCGGGCGGCGCGGCCAGCAAGGAGUCUGACAAGUUCAGGACUACCAAGGGGAGCCCUUCCCAGGCCUGCCCGAGGCCCGUGGCCGCCGAGAGAGCCAGCACAGCCAGCUGCCCUGCGCCCCCCGAGGGGAGGGAGGCCGGCCAGGCCCCCGCGCCCGGCUCCUGUGCGGGGACCCCGGGAAACGGCGCGGUCCAGCUCCCGCAGCAGCAGCACAGCCACCCCAACACCGCCACGGUGGCCCCCUUCAUUUACAGAGCACAUUCAGAAAAUGAAGGUACUUCUUUAUCAUCUGCUGACUCCUGUACCAGUCCUACUAAGAUGGAUUUGUCAUACAGUAAGACUGCUAAGCAGUGCCUAGAGGAGAUAUCUGGUGAAGACCCUGAAACAAGAAGAAUGCGAACAGUGAAAAACAUAGCAGAUUUGAGGCAGAAUUUAGAAGAGACCAUGUCCAGUCUUCGUGGGACCCAGAUAAGCCACAGCACCCUGGAGACAACAUUUGACAGCACUGUGACAACGGAAGUGAAUGGGAGGACCAUACCCAACUUGACAAGCCGACCCACCCCUAUGACCUGGAGGUUGGGCCAGGCGUGUCCCCGGCUGCAGGCUGGAGAUGCUCCCUCCCUGGGUGCUGGCUACCCUCGCAGCAGUACCAGUCGGUUCAUCCACACGGACCCCUCCAGGUUCAUGUACACAACGCCUCUCCGUCGAGCUGCUGUCUCUCGGCUGGGAAACAUGUCACAAAUUGACAUGAGUGAGAAAGCAAGCAGUGACCUGGACAUGACCUCUGAAGUUGAUGUGGGUGGAUAUAUGAGCGAUGGAGAUAUCCUGGGGAAAAGUCUUAGGACGGAUGACAUCAACAGUGGGUACAUGACAGAUGGGGGACUUAACCUGUACACUAGAAGUCUGAACCGAAUACCAGACACGGCGACUUCCAGGGAUGUCAUUCAGAGAGGUGUUCACGAUGUGACGGUCGAUGCAGACAGCUGGGAUGACAGCAGUUCUGUGAGCAGUGGUCUCAGUGACACCCUUGAUAACAUCAGCACCGAUGACUUGAACACCACGUCCUCAGUCAGCUCUUACUCCAACAUCACUCUGCCUUCCAGGAAGAACACUCAGCUGAAGACAGAUUCAGAGAAACGUUCUACCACAGAUGAGACCUGGGAUAGCACUGAGGAGCUGAAAAAAACAGAAGAGGACUUUGACAGCCACGGGGAUGGCGGUGGCAAGUGGAAGGGUGUGUCCUCAGGACUCCCUGAAGACCCUGAGAAGGCAGGGCAGAAAGCCUCCCUGUCUGUUUCCCAGACGGGUUCCUGGAGAAGGGGCAUGUCUGCCCAGGGAGGGGCACCACCCAGGCAGAAAGCUGGGACAAGCGCUCUCAAGACCCCUGGGAAAACCGAUGAUACCAAAGCUUCUGAGAAAGGGAAAACUCCCCUGAAAGGAUCCUCUCUGCAGAGGUCUCCUUCAGAUGCAGGAAAAAGCAGCGGAGAUGAGGGGAAAAAGCCCCCCUCGGGUAUCGGAAGAUCAACUGCCACGGGAUCUUUUGGGUUUAAGAAACCAAGCGGAGUAGGAUCAUCUACCAUGAUCACGAGCAGUGGAGCCACCAUCACGAGUGGAUCGGCCACGCUGGGUAAAAUUCCCAAGUCCGCUGCCAUCGGUGGGAAGUCAAACGCCGGGAGAAAAACCAGCCUGGACGGGUCCCAGCACCAGGACGACGUGGUGCUCCACGCGAGCUCCAAGGCCUCGCUGCAGUACCGCAGCCUGCCCCGGCCCGCCAAGUCCAGCGCCGGCGGCAUUCCUGGCCGCGGGGGCCACCGCUCCAGCACCAGCAGCAUCGACUCCAACGUCAGCAGCAAGUCGGCCGGCGCCGCCACCUCGAAGCUGAGGGAACCCACUAAGAUUGGGUCAGGGCGCUCCAGUCCCGUCACUGUCAACCAGACGGACAAGGAGAAGGAGAAGGUAGCCGUCUCAGAUUCAGAGAGUGUUUCUUUGUCAGGGUCCCCCAAGUCCAGCCCCACCUCUGCCAGUGCCUGUGGAACACAAGGGCUCAGGCAGCCAGGAUCCAAGUAUCCUGACAUCGCCUCACCUACAUUCCGAAGGUUGUUUGGUGCCAAGGCAGGUGGCAAACCUGCCUCUGCACCUAGUACUGAGGGUGUGAAAUCCUCCUCAGUAAUGCCCAGUCCUAGUACCACAUUAGCGCGCCAAGGCAGCCUGGAGUCACCGUCGUCCGGCACCGGCAGCAUGGGCAGUGCCGGCGGGCUGAGUGGCGGCAGCAGCCCUCUCUUCAGUAAACCCUCAGACCUAACCGCAGACGUUAUAAGCUUAAGCCACUCGUUGGCGUCCAGCCCGGCUUCGGUCCACUCUUUCACGCCAGGCGGCCUCGUGUGGGCUGCCAACCUGAGCAGUUCCUCUGCGGGCAGCAAGGACACUCCGAGUUACCAGUCCAUGACUAGCCUCCAUACGAGCUCUGAGUCCAUUGACCUCCCCCUCAGCCACCACGGCUCCCUGUCUGGACUGACCGCAGGCGCCCACGAGGUGCAGAGCCUGCUCAUGAGAACGGGUAGUGUGAGAUCUACUCUCUCAGAAAGCAUACAGCUUGACAGAAAUACACUACCCAAAAAGGGACUAAGAUACACCCCAUCAUCUCGGCAGGCCAACCAAGAGGAGGGCAAAGAGUGGCUGCGAUCCCAUUCAACCGGAGGGCUGCAGGACACCGGCAGCCAGUCACCCCUGGUCUCCCCUUCUGCCAUGUCAUCUUCUGCAGCAGGAAAAUACCACUUCUCUAACUUGGUGAGCCCAACCAACCUGUCUCAGUUCAACCUUCCCGGGCCCAGCAUGAUGCGCUCAAAUAGCAUCCCAGCCCAAGACUCUUCCUUUGACCUCUACGACGACUCCCAGCUCUGCGGGAGUGCCACGUCUCUGGAGGAAAGACCACGUGCCAUCAGUCAUUCAGGCUCCUUUCGAGACAGCAUGGAAGAAGUUCAUGGCUCUUCAUUGUCACUGGUCUCCAGCACCUCUUCUCUUUACUCCACAGCUGAAGAAAAAGCUCAUUCAGAGCAAAUUCAUAAACUUCGGAGAGAGCUGGUUGCAUCUCAAGAAAAAGUGGCUACCCUCACAUCUCAACUUUCAGCAAAUGCUCACCUCGUAGCAGCUUUUGAAAAGAGUUUAGGGAAUAUGACUGGCCGACUGCAAAGUCUAACCAUGACGGCGGAACAAAAGGAAUCUGAACUCAUAGAACUAAGAGAAACCAUCGAAAUGCUGAAGGCCCAGAAUUCUGCUGCCCAGGCCGCCAUUCAGGGAGCACUGAAUGGUCCCGAUCACCCUCCCAAAGAUCUCCGCAUCAGAAGACAGCAUUCCUCUGAAAGCGUUUCUAGUAUCAACAGUGCCACAAGCCAUUCCAGCAUCGGCAGUGGUAACGAUGCUGACUCCAAGAAAAAGAAAAAGAAAAACUGGGUGAACUCUAGAGGAAGUGAGCUGAGAAGCUCAUUCAAACAAGCCUUUGGGAAGAAAAAGUCCACCAAGCCUCCUUCCUCGCAUUCGGACAUUGAAGAGCUCACGGACUCAUCCCUGCCAGCGUCCCCCAAGUUGCCCCACAACGCUGGUGACUGUGGCUCAGCAUCCAUGAAGCCCUCGCAGUCCACCUCGGCGUCGCCCCUUGUCUGGCCACCAAAGAAACGGCAAAAUGGCCCUGUGAUCUACAAGCAUAGAUCCCGGAUCUGUGAAUGCACCGAGGCUGAGGCAGAGAUCAUUCUGCAGCUGAAGAGUGAGCUCAGAGAAAAGGAAUUGAAAUUAACGGACAUUCGGCUGGAGGCCCUCAGCUCUGCCCAUCACCUGGAUCAGAUCAGGGAAGCCAUGAACCGGAUGCAGAAUGAAAUUGAAAUACUGAAGGCUGAAAAUGACCGGUUGAAGGCAGAAACUGGAAACACGGCUAAGCCCGCGCGGCCACCCUCGGAGUCCUCAAGCAGCACCUCCUCCUCAUCCUCGCGGCAGUCGCUGGGCCUGUCUCUGAACAACCUGAACAUCACAGAGCCUGUGGCCUCAGAUAUUUUGCUAGAUGACGCUGGUGAUGCGAAUGGACAUAAAGACGGACGCAGUGUGAAAAUUAUAGUCUCCAUAAGCAAGGGCUACGGCCGUGCAAAGGAUCAGAAGUCUCAGGCAUAUUUGAUAGGAUCCAUUGGUGUUAGCGGGAAAACCAAGUGGGAUGUCUUAGAUGGUGUAAUUAGACGUCUCUUUAAGGAAUAUGUGUUUCGAAUUGAUACAUCCGCCAGCCUUGGUCUGAGCUCUGACUGCAUCGCCAGCUACUGCAUAGGAGAUUUAAUUAGAUCCCAUAGCCUAGAAGUGCCUGAGCUGCUGCCUUGUGGAUACCUUGUUGGAGAUAAUAACAUCAUCACUGUGAACCUGAAAGGGGUAGAGGAAAACAGUUUGGACAGUUUCGUUUUUGAUACACUGAUCCCUAAGCCAAUUACCCAAAGGUACUUUAACUUGUUGAUGGAGCAUCACAGGAUUAUACUCUCGGGACCCAGUGGUACUGGAAAGACCUAUUUAGCAAACAAACUUGCUGAAUAUGUAAUAACCAAAUCUGGGAGGAAGAAAACAGAGGAUGCAAUUGCUACUUUUAAUGUGGACCACAAGUCAAGUAAGGAAUUGCAACAGUAUCUGGCUAGCCUGGCUGAGCAGUGCCGUGCUGACAACAGUGCUGCAGAGCUCCCAGCUGUAAUAAUCCUCGAUAAUCUUCAUCACGUGGGCUCUUUGAGUGAUAUCUUCAAUGGUUUCCUCAACUGUAAAUACAACAAAUGUCCAUAUAUUAUUGGAACAAUGAAUCAGGGAGUUUCUUCAUCACCAAAUCUAGAGCUGCAUCACAAUUUCAGGUGGGUACUAUGUGCAAACCACACUGAACCAGUGAAAGGCUUCUUAGGCAGAUAUCUUCGAAGGAAACUGAUAGAGAUGGAAAUUGAAAGGAACAUACGCAAUAAUGACCUAGUCAAAAUUAUAGAUUGGAUUCCUAAGACAUGGCAUCAUCUCAAUAGUUUUUUGGAAACACACAGUUCUUCUGAUGUUACCAUUGGUCCCCGACUUUUUCUUUCUUGCCCCAUGGAUGUAGAAGGUUCUAGAGUAUGGUUCAUGGAUCUCUGGAACUAUUCUUUGGUACCUUAUAUUCUGGAGGCAGUAAGAGAAGGUCUUCAGAUGUAUGGGAAACGGGCACCUUGGGAAGAUCCCUCAAAGUGGGUGCUUGAUACCUACCCAUGGACCUCAGCAUCUGUGCCUCAGGAGGGCCCAGCGUUACUUCAGUUGCGACCAGAAGAUGUUGGGUAUGAGGGUUGCAUCUCCACCAAGGAAGCCACAACCUCAAAGCACAUUCCACAGCCUGACACGGAGGGGGAUCCCCUGAUGAAUAUGCUAAUGAAACUCCAAGAAGCAGCCAAUUACUCGGGUACACAAACCUGCGACAGCGACAACACCAGCCGCCACGAGGACACCUUGGAUUCAUCUCUUGAAUCUACCCUCUAGAGGGUGAGAAACGUUGGGGGGGAAAGACUAUGCUUUUUAAAAAGGUUUAAAAAGUAAGGGAUUUUCACUAAACCACUGCCAGUAUGAAAGCACCUAUCCAGGCUCCUGACCCAGAGCCGUGGUCUCCGAGGAGGCAGCAGAACUGAGUCUGAACCGCCAAGACGCUAAACCGAAACGGAAGCUCGACCUUGUUUUAUUUCUAGGCAUUUUUAUAUCUGUGGAGUGACACAAGGCUCCAUGACUCAACUGGAAAGGACCCUAACGAUAGGGCAACUGAAUAGACUGCACAUGGGAUAGCCAAACUGGACUUUAUUUUUUUCCUCUUUAAAAGUUUACAAUACAGACCCUUUUUUUGUCCCCCUUCAUUUCGUUUCCUCUGACAAGCUGUUCUCCCCAAGCAGGGCCCACUCUUCUGACCCGUCCGCCUCCUCCGUGCCACACGGUGCUGGUCACAGGGCUCCGGCGGCGUUUGUGCUGUGCGCUCAGCCCUUUCCGAAACGAGGCCAAGGGGCCAGCCCCCCGAAAGCACAAAUGGAACCGGGGCCUCCAGGAGAGCUGCUGUGGGGAGCUCCCCACGGCCGGUGCGCGCGGCUUGCUCCGCCACCUGGCAGCGCACGAGUCACAGGUUUUCUAAGGUUGUUUUUACCACUGUGGUCUUUUGAAGCCACCUGCCCACUCCCUUAACAAGAGUUUUAUACCAAUUAUUAGCCAACACUGACAAAAGGCUUUCUUAGGGCUUUAUUUGUUUGAGCCUUUUCAGUGAAAGAAGGAACAUUUCCUAUGGUGCUGUCUCACUGCCUUAAAACAGAUUUCUACAACAGAUUAACAGCUGGUUUCAAUCCUAAACCAUUGGUAAUUUCCACUGUCUUUUCAUUUACGACCAAGUAACGCCAGUUAACGCAGUAGCCUCAUCUCUAUAGAUCUUUUAUUUCCCCCCCCCCGCCCAAGAAACGGUUGGGAGAAAGAUCAGUAUUUUUUUCCUUGUGAAUAGAUCGCUUUGCCUGUCCUCCCCCCAAAUAUCCAUGUAACCCAGAAACCCUCUUUGACCGUCACUUAAAAGCAAAGACAUGUGGCUACAUUCCAUCCAGUUCUAGGUGAAAGAGUUUUAGAAGGCAGGAGAUUUUGAAUUUUUACCCAGCAGAGCUGGAAGCACUAGAUGCAGCAUGAGCACAACUAUUUGGCUUUCCUCUCCUGUUCCUUUUUUAUUAUUAGUUUGGAGCAUGUUGUUUUGAUUGCUGUUGGUGUACAUGAGAAAUUCAGCAUCUAGAACACAGAAGCAGUGACAUCACUGUGGAAGGGGAGGCGUGGAUACUGUAAAAGAAGGUUAGAUUUGCACAGUCUACUGGGUAGGUAUUGUAAAUAAUAAUUUUAAAAACUUGCACAAAUCAAAACAAACACACAAAAAAUGUGUCUUUUAUCCUGUUGGUGUUAAGAGGUGUUUCACUUGCUGCGAUUUCCUGUACGUUGCAAACAAAAAACAGAAUGCAGACCCUCAAAGCUGUUCUUACCUGGUGUGUUUGUUCUGUAUUUACAGUUGUUAUGACUAUGCAGGAGCUAUCAGUGCUAGAGUGAGCAUGCUUCAAAACUGGACAUGAAGCCAGUACAUUUUUGGAAAAGUAAAAAUGCCCGAAAGUGCAUCUGUCAUGGCAGGCUUUAAGGAGAGUGCAUGAAAACUGAUUGGAUUCAUUAGAGAAGUUACCACCACACACAGACAGGUUUUUAAGUUUAUAACACCCAAGGGCUUGGCCGUGGUGUAGUCUUGUUCUGUGCGUGUGAAAAUGUGUUCCUUUCAGGACGUGUAACUGGUGCUACUCUCUGCGACCACCGUGGGUCAGUUGCUCUAGAACAAUAACAGCAGCAGGCAUCUGUGCAGUUUUCAGAGUGUCUCUGAGUCUGUAGGUCCCACAUGGUGCUAUUGCCCUAAGGGAAACCGGAGCUGCAUUUAUGCACAGAGGAUUGCCACCCUGACUUUGAAGCCCCAAACGUGGAUCACAUCUGUUGUGAAACAUCAUAUAUAGCUGGAUGAGUGACUAGUUACCCUUGUAUAAUAUGUGACCUAAGAAAAUUGCUAAUCUUUCCCUGCCAUUUUGAGAAAACACAGUCCAAACAUGAUCAUAAACAGAUUCCUGCAAUACAUCCCAGUAGGUCCACCUAGUUUACAACUUAAACUAGUUUGUGAAACAUUUGUCUGUAUACAUUUUAUAUUUUGUACAUUUUUGAUGUAACAUAUCAUGUAAAUAGGCAGAAACAGUGAAAUAAAUCAUCUGGAAAGUUUUGUAGUCUUUGUAAAGCCCCAACAAUAAGUACUUGGUGUCAAUGGACUUAACUGGAUGAUGUAUUUUCUAUUGGUUAAUUGUUCCUUUAGCUUGUAAACCAGCUUGCAUAUAUUUUUUUGCAAAUGUGCACCCUGUAUCUGUCUAAAUUAUUACUUUGCCAUUAAAGUGGAAUUAUUUAUUGACAA
Molecule: messenger RNA, 9827 nt
Organism: Miniopterus natalensis
Lineage: Eukaryota; Metazoa; Chordata; Mammalia; Chiroptera; Miniopteridae
Gene: NAV3
Product: neuron navigator 3
Biological process (GO): neurogenesis; nervous system development
Molecular function (GO): ATP hydrolysis activity; protein binding; ATP binding
Source: RefSeq, a predicted model, not a curated record